UCGAGUCACCUGAUGACAGGGUCGGCAGCUGUAUAAAGGGCAUUUUGGGAUUUUAUCUCAUGCAGUUUUGUUCUAACAUGGCUAAAGCAGUGAUUUGUGUGCUUCUUGCAUCUCUCUUUGCAUACUGUAGAUCUGCACCAGUGGGUUUUCAUGGUGGCUCAGAUGUUCUCUGCCCUCUGACAGUAAAGAUCCUGGAUGCUGUGAAGGGGACUCCUGCUGGAAAUAUAGCUCUGGAUGUCUAUCGCCAAGAUCAAGGAGGGACAUGGGAAAAGAUCGCCAGUGGGAAAGUGGACAUGAUGGGAGAGGUGCACAACUUGAUCACCGAGGAGGAGUUCACUCCUGGCGUGUAUCGGGUGGAGUUCGACACUAAAGCCUACUGGAAGGUGGAAGGUCGUACACCUUUUCACCAGGUGGCCGAUGUGGUGUUUGAGGCUCAUGCCGAAGGGCAUCGUCAUUACACUCUGGCUCUUCUUCUGAGCCCCUUCUCGUACACCACGACAGCUGUGGUCGUCAAAGCACAUGAGUGACAGCACACAACAGCCUACCCAGAAAAUUACUUUACAUCCAGGGUCCAAUAUUCAGUAUUUGCCUCGCCUUGCAAUGCCAGUUUGAUUGAUAGAAGUACUUGUCAAAAGUGUUUUUGAAAAAGUCUCUAAUGCUCACCAAAGCUGCAUUUAUGGGUUAAAAAUACAUUAAAACACCGAUAUUGUGAAAUUUA
Messenger RNA from Carassius auratus (goldfish), 718 nucleotides. RefSeq names its product transthyretin-like. Lineage: Eukaryota; Metazoa; Chordata; Actinopteri; Cypriniformes; Cyprinidae. The coding region runs from base 60 to 527 and encodes 155 amino acids. The transcript has 4 exons. Gene Ontology annotation, biological process: purine nucleobase metabolic process. The record is from RefSeq and is a predicted model, not a curated record.